This is a messenger RNA of Cebus imitator (Panamanian white-faced capuchin), 992 nucleotides long. RefSeq names its product olfactory receptor 6K3. Gene Ontology annotation, cellular component: membrane. The record is from RefSeq and is a predicted model, not a curated record. Lineage: Eukaryota; Metazoa; Chordata; Mammalia; Primates; Cebidae. Gene Ontology annotation, molecular function: G protein-coupled receptor activity; olfactory receptor activity. Gene Ontology annotation, biological process: G protein-coupled receptor signaling pathway. The transcript has a single exon. Bases 19 to 966 code for a protein of 315 amino acids.
UUCACCUUUACUAGAAAUAUGGAGAGCAGAAACCAAUCAACAGUGACUGAAUUUAUCUUCACUAGGUUCCCUCAGCUUCAGGAUGGUAGUCUCCUGUACUUCUUUCCUUUACUUUUCAUCUACACUUUUAUUAUCAUUGGUAACUUAUUAAUUUUUUCUGCUGUAAGGCUGAACACCCAUCUCCACAACCCCAUGUAUAAUUUUAUUAGUAUAUUUUCCUUUCUGGAGAUCUGGUACACCACGGCCACCAUUCCCAAGAUGCUCUCCAACCUCAUCAGUGAAAAGAAGGCCAUCUCCAUGACUGGCUGCCUCUUGCAGAUGUAUUUCUUCCACUCACUUGGAAAUUCAGAGGGGAUCUUGCUGACCACCAUGGCCAUUGACAGAUAUGUUGCCAUCUGCAGCCCUCUUCGCUAUCAUAUGAUCAUGACCCCCCGGCUCUGUGCUCAGCUCUCUGCAGCUUCCUGCAUCUUUGGUUUCCUUAUCCUGCUUCCCGAGAUUGUGAUAAUUUCUACUCUGCCUUUCUGUGGACCCAACCAAAUCCAUCAGAUCUUCUGUGACUUGGUCCCUGUGCUGAGCCUGGCCUGUACAGACACAUCCAUGAUUCUGAUUGAGGAUGUGAUCCAUGCUGUGACCAUCAUCAUUACCGGUCUAAUCAUUGCCCUGUCCUAUAUAAGAAUUAUCACUGUGAUACUGAGGAUUCCCUCUGCUGAAGGGAGGCAAAAGGCUUUUUCUAGCUGUGCAGGCCACCUCAUGGUCUUCCUGAUAUUCUUUGGCAGUGUAUCACUCAUGUACUUGCGUUUCAGUGACACUUAUCCACCGGUUUUGGACAUAGCCAUUGCACUGAUGUUUACUGUACUUGCUCCAUUCUUCAAUCCCAUCAUUUAUAGCCUGAGAAACAAGGACAUGAAGAGUGCAAUUAAAAAACUGCUCUGUCUUCAAAAAGUGUUGACCAAGUCUGGAGGUUAAUUCAGAGCCACAGGUUCUCUUCCAUU